AUGUUACUUUAUAACGAUAUACAGUUUGAAAGUAUAUAUAUUACGUCAUAUUAACGUGAAUAGAAAGAUUUACAUCUUUAUCAACAAAUAAUCUUACCGAUAAGUUCGGGGAAGCCACAUUUGGAGAAACCGGGAAAAAAAAACCGCCGACUAUAAAUAAUAGAAAUUUCGCAUCUAUACGAAGAUUUUUUGAAAGCCUUACGAUAUUGCAGAUAA
Messenger RNA from Debaryomyces tyrocola, 216 nucleotides. The record is from the annotation of a GenBank genome assembly. NCBI's taxonomy places the organism in Eukaryota, Fungi, Ascomycota, Pichiomycetes, Serinales, Debaryomycetaceae.